Molecule: messenger RNA, 3924 nt
Organism: Astyanax mexicanus (Mexican tetra)
Lineage: Eukaryota; Metazoa; Chordata; Actinopteri; Characiformes; Acestrorhamphidae
Gene: trim108
Product: tripartite motif containing 108
Exons: 15
Coding region: 354-3002 (882 amino acids)
Molecular function (GO): zinc ion binding
Source: RefSeq, a predicted model, not a curated record
GUGUAGGUGGGGUCACAGGUGUGAGACGAAAGAAGUUACUAGCUCAAUGCUUCGUGAAUCACGUGGACGCUAAGUAUUAUGACCUUCUACUGAAGCCAGUCUCGUGGCUCCUAUGAGUCUGUCUCCCUUCGCGCCACGGCUCAGUAGGUGGCGGUAAUGCGCCUGUAGUUGGUACGCCAUCCGCCAUUAAUACGAAGAAGAAGAAGAAGAAGAAGAAGAAGUAGUCUCGUGGCUCUGUUAGUUACUUGAAGUUACCUGGCUGUUGAUGCGCAGGUACAUGCGCACGCGGAUGUUCCCCCGCGCUUCAGAGAGGACAGAUGAAAGUCUUCUAGCUCCAGACAGAAAACUGGAGCAUGAUGGCUACAGCUUUAGAGCAGCAGAUCCAGUGCUCGGUCUGCCUGGGUGGAUUCACCGACCCGGUGAUUCUCCCCUGUGAGCACCUGUUUUGUCGACAGUGUAUUUUAAAGCAUCUUCAGAAAAACAAGAACCCAUUCCGGGAGGCGCGAUGUCCAGACUGCAGAAACACCUUCAGACAGGAGGACCUCCGAGAUAACAGACCCGUCAGGAACAUCGUGGAGAGCGUCAAGGAGCACCUUUCAGAACUCAGACUUCAGCAGCCUUUAGACCAGAAGCAGCAGAAGCAGCAGCAGCAGGACUGUUCCUGCAAUCUGUGUCCUGAACAUGAGGAGAAGCUCAAGCUCUUCUGUGAGACGGACCAGACCCUCAUCUGCCUGAUCUGUAGAGACUCUCUGCAGCACCGGUGUCACUCGUUCAUCACAGCGAGCGACGCAGCCAGCGUUAAACAGGAUCAGGUUAAAGCAGCUAAAGAACAGCUGUCAAAAGACAACGAAAAGGUGGACCAUCUGAUCCAGAGUCAGUUAUCUGAAAUCAGUAAGAUUAAGGAUCGGUCUAGCGCCUUGUCAGCUCUGAUCACAGCACAGUUUGAAGAGAUGCAUGAUUUCCUGAGAAAAAGGGAAUAUGAGGAGAAAAAAAGGCUUGAAAAUGAAACUGAACAUGCUCUGAGGCAAAUGAAUCAGAACUUAACUAGGAUGGAAAAGCUGCUGAGUAACGGGGUGGAUAAUGAAGUAAUUCUGACCUCUGCCUUGGAGGCUGAUCAGCCUGAUCAGUUUCUACAGUGGUGGUGUGAAAAUGGAAAUCGUAUAAUUACACAAGUGGAACAAGAACACAAUGGUGCUGCCAGAUCUCCUCUAAAAUCACUGAUGAAAGACCUCAAAGUGAACAGUGAGACUCUGUUCCGUGGCUCUUUUGAUACUGGACUUCACGUCUCCAGAGUGGUGAAGGAGAUGAUGAAAGCCAUGAGGAAAGUUCAGGGAGGAGAACGCCUCUGUGAAGAAAGUCCUCACAAACUUUUAUUAUACAAAAACUAUACUAUUGGCUACAGGGAUGAAAGCUUAAUAAUCAUAGAUAAAGUCAGAAAACGACUUUACAGGCUGUGUCCUAUCAGCCUCACGUAUCUCUAUAGAACAUUUCUGAGACAGCAGCAGUUUUACUUUACUGCACUUUAUCCUCACCGUUCUUCUACGAUGGCCUUCCAGCUGUCCUGCCAUAUCGAGUGCCCUCUGUGUCUGAGUGACUUCACUGAUCCGGUCAGUCUGUCCUGUGAUCAUUCGUACUGCCGCCAGUGCAUCACAGGACACAUGCAGGCCAACCCCAACCAGAGCUCCUGCCCCGAGUGCAGGAAGCCCUUCACUGAGAAAGAUCUGCGUCCCAGCCGUCUGCUGAAGAACAUGACUGGAGCUGUACGGAGACACCUCUCGUCCUCCUCCUCCCCGACUUCACCUACAGAAACUCCAGCUUCAGCUCCAGCUCCAGCUCUGACGACCCCUCUGACUUGUGCUGAUCACGAGGAGAAGCUGAAGCUCUUCUGUGAAACGGAUCAGAAGCUGGCGUGUGUGGUGUGUCGAGAUGGAGAGAAGCACCGGGGGCAUCAGUUCAAGCCUGUGAAGGAGGCGGCACAGAUAGUCAAGGCAGAACUGAAGGGUGCCAUAGGCUUCCUGGCUAAAGAGAACAUACAACUGUGUGACAUGUCCCAAAAACAGACAGCUGAGAUCACAAAAACCAAGAUUAGAUCCAAAAAUCUAUCAGACCAGAUUUCUGCUCAGUUUGAAGAGCUGCACCAGUUCCUGAGAAAAAAGGAAGAGGAGAUAAAGAAGCAACUAAAGAGUGACGAGAAAAAAGCUGUCGAAUCCAUGUGCAAGAACUCGUCUGUGAUGACUGAAAGAUUAAUGGAAGGAAAAGAGACUGAGACUAUUUUUCAGUCUGCACUACAGAUCCCUCAACCUGAUCAGUUCUUACAGUGGUGGAAUGAAAAGGGACUUUCUGCUACGCAGAGGAUGAAACAGAAAGACAGCUCAGGACAAAAAAACAAGUACAGUUCAAGACUAACAGGUCUAACUGUGAUCCCUCAUUCAUUGUUUCUUGGCCCUCCAGAAACUCACUUGCAGUUUUUUGUUUGGAAAGAGAUGCUGAAUUCAAUCAAACCAGUUCCUGAGACUUUUACCUUAAAGGAACCUGUAGACUCUUACCUAAGGAUUGCACCUGGAGGUGCACAUGUUUGGCACACCAAGAGAAAGUCUGUCUUCUUCGCGGACUACAGUCCAGGCGUCGUCUCCACAGAGUCCUUCAGAAAUGGACAGCACUACUGGGAGGUGGAAGUUGGGAAGAAGUUAGACUGGAGCGUAGGAGUAAAAGCGGAGAAAGAUUCAGGGGUCCAUCUUCAUCUUCGAGAUGGAAAAGGAUAUACCCUCAGUUAUGAUAGACAUGAGUUCAAAGCUAAUGUCAAAGGAAAGCCCAGGAAGAUCGGACUCUACGUGGACUGUGAGAGAAAGAAUAUCUACUUCUAUGAUGCUGACAGCAUGUCUCAGAUUUGUAUAAUCAGCUAUACAUCAGACCUUCCCUGGUCUAUUAGUCUUAAUCCAGGGCUUUAUCUAGAUGAAACAAACAAUGAUCCACUCGCUGUAUGCUCCUACAGAGCAAAAUAAGUCAACUGGUCGAAUUCUGUAGCCAACCGAGCCCACUCAGCUGAAAAACUACACUAUAUCAAUAAACGAUUCGAGAAUUAUUAAUAAUUUAAAUGAUAUUAAAAGUACUAAAUGAUAAUCUUGAUUUAGCUAAGAUUUACUUUAUACUUAGUAUGCCUAGAAGUGUUGUGAUCCACCCUCAUCUCAAAAAAGAAAAAAUGCCAAAAAAUGGGAGGAGUCAUUUGGACGGGGCACUGGGUGUUGUAUGGGUUUAGGGGUGUGGCAGGAAGGAAAACUGAUUGGCUGAGUUGAACCAGAAAGGGCGCUGCAGAGGCAGAAAUUACAACAAUAAAAGCAUGUUUUUAUGGUUAGGAAUGGUUUAUAAAAAAAUAAUAAAGCAGGACUUGUAUGUUUUAUUACUUAAAGAAACACAUCUCAGCAAACAAUUAAAAAAAUAUAUAUGGUUUAGGGUUUAAAGCCUUUUUUAAAGGAAAGUUUGUGCAAGAAAGAUUUUGGAUGGAGGGAAAAGGAAUCCUCCAAAAACAGGUUUUUAUGCUAAUCAUCCAUAUAAACAUUUUUCCCCACUGUGUUUUUCAAUGACUCUGAAAUUAUGUAUUUUAUGGUGUACUGAUUUAUCUUUUAGUGUGAAGUGUAAACUUAAAAUUUGAUUUACUUUUAUUUACUUUUCUUGAACACAACUCAUGUCCAUGCUAGUUUUAACUGGUAGCUCCUGAAAUAAAGAACAACAAGUACUUUUCUUGUUUCUAAAUGCUCAUAUUUUUGAAGGCCUUUCUUGUCCCUUGUCUCUGGUCCCUUGAUUUCCAAAUGAAAUGUAAAAUGUACUGAUGAUCAGUGAUGGUUUGGAGAUCUUACAGCACUUCAUGCUUCCCUCUGCUGACAACUUUUAUGGAGAUGCAGAUUUCAUUCUCUAGCAGGACUUGGC